Octodon degus (degu) is the source of this 2933-nucleotide messenger RNA. It is a transcript of the gene Dhx35, whose product is annotated as DEAH-box helicase 35. Gene Ontology annotation, molecular function: RNA binding. The transcript has 22 exons. The record is from RefSeq and is a predicted model, not a curated record. Lineage: Eukaryota; Metazoa; Chordata; Mammalia; Rodentia; Octodontidae. The coding region runs from base 436 to 2547 and encodes 703 amino acids. Gene Ontology annotation, cellular component: catalytic step 2 spliceosome; intracellular anatomical structure.
AAAUCACGUGAAACAAUUACAUUAAACCUAGGUACAAGGUCUCUUAAUCCAGAAGCAGGGCCUCCUCGGACGUCGCUCGCAAGGGUUUCCCUGUGGUCCUCCCCGUGAGCUCGCACCGUGCCAGGUGCGGGUGCAUCUGAGGCCGCGUCUCACCCACUAGCGGCGCGGAAGCCCGACCCUCCCCCACAGGCUCCGGAGCCGCAGAGGAAAAAGCUCUCGCUCUGGCAGGAACCAGCGGGUCACGUGGGUCCGAGAUGGGGGUGGGGCCGAAGCGCUCCUGGUUGGUCACGUGUUAGGGAGGGCGGUAGCUAGGGGCGUGGCCUUCACACUCGAGGUCUGGGCCCGGAGAGGCUCUUCGCGGGCCACGCCCCCUGGGUCCGCGGGACUCGUGAGCGGCAGCGGGGUGGAGCCUUCCUCGUGACCUUUCACCCCAGCAUGGCUGCGCCCUUGCGACCCGUGAAGUUCUGGCGACCGGGUACAGAGGGGCCAGGUGUGAGCAUCUCUGAAGAGAGACAAAGUGUUGCGGAAAACUCUGGGACAACCAUCGUUUACAAUCCUUAUGCUGCCCUCUCCAUAGAGCAACAGAGGCAGAAACUGCCUGUGUUUAAGCUUAGGAAUCAUAUUUUAUACUUGAUAGAGAACUACCAGACAGUGGUGAUUGUUGGAGAAACAGGAUGUGGGAAGAGCACACAGAUUCCUCAGUACCUGGCAGAAGCUGGCUGGAUGGCUGAAGGAAGAAUAGUUGGAGUGACUCAGCCUCGCAGAGUGGCUGCUGUGACAGUUGCAGGGAGAGUAGCUGAGGAAAGGGGUGCGGUACUGGGCCAUGAGGUGGGCUACUGCAUCCGCUUCGAUGACUGCACCGACCCACUGGCUACGAGGAUUAAGUUUCUUACUGAUGGAAUGCUAGUCAGGGAAAUGAUGAUUGAUCCAUUGUUAACAAAAUACAGUGCCAUCAUGUUGGAUGAAGCCCACGAGAGGACCUUGUAUACUGACAUUGCUAUUGGCUUGCUAAAGAAGAUUCAGAAGAAGCGGGGAGAUCUUCGACUGAUUGUGGCUUCAGCUACUCUGGAUGCAGAGAAAUUUCGAGAUUUCUUUAAUCAAAAUGAAACCAGUGACCCGACCAGGGAUACAUGUGUGAUCCUUACAGUGGAAGGACGAACAUUUCCAGUGGAUAUAUUUUAUCUACAAAGUCCUGUUCCAGAUUAUGUCAAAUCAACUGUGGACACUGUGGUGAAAAUUCACCAGACAGAGGGAGAUGGAGACAUAUUAGCCUUUCUCACUGGCCAGGAAGAAGUAGAAACUGUUGUGUCAAUGCUGAUUGAGCAGGCCAGAGCACUAGCUCGCACUGGGAUGAAGAAACACCUCCGGGUUCUCCCCAUGUAUGCAGGACUGCCUUCCUUUGAGCAAAUGAAAGUGUUUGAAAGAGUGUCACGCAGUGUGAGAAAGGUGAUAGUGGCUACCAAUGUGGCAGAAACCUCCAUUACAAUCAGUGGCAUUGUAUAUGUGAUUGACUGCGGCUUUGUGAAGCUGCGAGCCUACAAUCCCAGGACAGCUAUUGAGUGCUUAGUGGUGGUGCCUGUGUCCCAAGCAUCAGCCAACCAACGAGCAGGACGUGGUGGACGCAACCGCUCAGGAAAGUGUUAUCGCCUUUAUACAGAGGAAGCCUUUGACAAUUUGCCUCAGUCUACUGUUCCUGAGAUGCAGCGCAGCAAUUUGGCCCCUGUCAUUCUGCAGCUGAAAGCACUAGGGAUUGACAAUGUCCUCAGGUUCCACUUCAUGUCGCCCCCUCCAGCACAGUCUAUGGUUCAAGCUUUGGAGUUACUCUAUGCCCUGGGAGGUCUAGACAAAGACUGUCGCCUUACUGAGCCACUCGGCAUGAGAAUAGCAGAAUUUCCUUUGAAUCCUAUGUUUGCCAAAAUGCUGCUUGAAUCAGGGAACUUUGGCUGUUCUCAGGAAAUUCUAAGCAUUGCAGCCAUGAUGCAGAUCCAGAAUAUCUUUGUGAUCCCCUCAAACCAGAAGUCUCAGGCAAUCCGAGUACACCGAAAAUUUGCUGUGGAGGAGGGUGAUCACCUCACCAUGCUCAAUGUAUAUGAGGCGUUUAUCAAACAUAAUAAAAACUCUCAAUGGUGUCAGGAACAUUUCCUGAAUUACAAGGGUCUUGUCAGAGCUGUGACUGUGAGAGAACAGUUGAAAAAGCUGCUUGUGAAGUUUCAGGUGCCCAAGAUGUCUAGCGAAGGUGAUCCAGAUCCAGUCCUGAGGUGCAUUGUUUCUGGAUUCUUUGCAAAUGCAGCAAGGUUUCAUUCUACUGGAGCUUACAGGACCAUCCGUGAUGAUCAUGAGCUGCAUAUCCACCCGGCAUCAGUCCUCUAUGCAGAGAAGCCACCUCGCUGGGUCAUCUACAAUGAAGUUAUACAGACCUCUAAGUAUUACAUGAGAGAUGUGACUGCCAUCGAAUCUGCUUGGCUGUUGGAGCUGGCUCCACACUUCUAUCAACAAGGAACGCACCUGUCCCUGAAAGCCAAGAGGGCCAAGGUCCAGGACCAGUGAGUGAAUGCAGCUGCUCAGUGUCCUCUGUUCCUUGCUGCCCUGGCUGAGCUGGCACAGUUCAUGUGAGACCUGCAGAAGCGCUGGAGUGUGUGCGGCCACUCAGCAGCCCCUUUCAUCCUGCUCUCCUCGGCAUUUGCAGUCCUUGCUGGGAAUGCAGAGGAGCCUGUGUGGGCGGGUGUCCGGCCGCAUGGCUCCCAGGCAGAGCGGGGGCGGGCUGAGCUGUGCUCUUGGCUCCCUCAGCACGCUUACAUACCUGCUCACAUACCCGGUGUGCCACCUCUCCAGGCGCCGGCCUACCCUGCACAGGGAGGAGGAGGAAAGUUAGCCUCUGGAGGCUGCCUUGUGUGAUGUACAGCGCGCCGUAGACACAGGUGUGCUGGGCUGGC